Halichondria panicea is the source of this 919-nucleotide messenger RNA. RefSeq lists its product as uncharacterized. The coding region runs from base 104 to 874 and encodes 256 amino acids. The record is from RefSeq and is a predicted model, not a curated record. NCBI's taxonomy places the organism in Eukaryota, Metazoa, Porifera, Demospongiae, Suberitida, Halichondriidae. The transcript has 3 exons.
AUUGUAUAAUAACACUGUGCAUGCAGCUGUUUAAUAUUAAUGGUGUAUUGAGGUGUCUCUACCUGCUACAAAAUCUCCCUAGCUCUGUCAACUAUUAUCUACCAUGUUUCAGGCCCUAGCAGUGUUGGUGCUGUGUGCUUCAGUGGUGAUAGCCCAGCCGCCUCGCCCUCCUGGAGGUGGUGGGCAGCAAAGAGACCUUACAUGUGCAGGCAAUAACCUUACACGAUGUCCCAUGCAAGAACCAUUCCAGCCAGUCAUUGUGACAGCUAGCAGCAACUAUCGCCUCAUUCAAACUACAAGCUGUCCCCCCUAUCCACAAAACUGGACCGUGAUGCAAGAGGCGUGCAUAAAUGAUCGAACCAUUGAAAUUCCCCUCACCCCUCGCUUUGCAACAACCCCUGUCCCAAUUGUGACUGCUCUCUCAGAUUUUGACGGAAUCACUUACCUAGAGGCGACUCCGACCCCUGUCCUUGGCUCGAUCGGUCUCUUCGACAACGGUGUAUACAUCUAUGGGAGCAGCUCUCCGUGUGGGUUUGGCUCAGCUUGCCCAACUACAGAUGCAAAUGCUCCAAGCAUAUGGGUGGACGCAGUGGGCUCCGAAGGUGAUACCAUAGACUAUUGUGGGGGACAUCCUACUCCAAUCGACUUAGAGUACCAUGUUCAUUCUGGUGCAACAUUCACUGCUAGUAACGCUGGUCGUGAGCGUUGUGGUCUUCCUAUCGACACUGCUGGACAGCACUCGACUCGUCUGGGAUGGAUGUAUGAUGGAUUUGGAAUUUACGGCCGCUAUUCACUCAACGGUGAAGUACCUACAGACCUGGAUCGAUGCAGUGGGCACACCCACGAGAUUGAUGGAGUUAUGACCUAUCAUUAGGCCACUCCAAGUGACACUCUGGUUUCUGGUCCUGAAGUUUUUCUA